This is a messenger RNA of Bactrocera latifrons, 2158 nucleotides long. RefSeq lists its product as uncharacterized. Gene Ontology annotation, biological process: regulation of transcription by RNA polymerase II. Lineage: Eukaryota; Metazoa; Arthropoda; Insecta; Diptera; Tephritidae. Gene Ontology annotation, cellular component: nucleus. The record is from RefSeq and is a predicted model, not a curated record. Gene Ontology annotation, molecular function: DNA-binding transcription factor activity, RNA polymerase II-specific; RNA polymerase II cis-regulatory region sequence-specific DNA binding.
ACGUCGGACGUCAAAGUUGUUUUUAAUUCGUAUUUCUGUGGCGGUGGAAACGGAAUUUGUUUUGAAUUUUUGGUUUCGUAGCAAGCAAGUAUGCGAUUAUAAAAUUUAUUAUUCAUAUACCGCGAUUUGUGUGCUUACGGUUUAACAGUAUCUCAUGGGAAUACUCAAAUCGUUCUACUUUAUCGGUAGUCUACUUUAUCGGUUCGGAACUAAUUCUUAACUUUAUAUCUUGCGAGUUUCAGCGCAUUUUGUACGCGUAAUUCAGUGGCAAAUAAUAAGUGUUAAUUUCAUGAAGCAGGAAUAUUAGAUAUUAAAGAAUAAAGUGGCACUUAUGUGCAACAAGAAAAUAAUUAUACAACAAUUAAAUUAUAUCCAUAUAAAGUGUGUUGCUAAUCAAGUGAAUUAAGCUCCCAAUGAAAAAGUGAGUGAGUACAUGAUUAAUUAAAAAAGUUUUAUUAUAAAAAUACUAAUAAAAAAAUAAAAGUCAGAGUGUCACCGUGCAGUAAAAAUAAAUCUUAAACUAAAUUAGACGAAAUGAAUUAAUUGCCGCCAUCCAAGAGUUGCAAGGCUACGAUAACACGUUGAUCACGACGAUUUAGUUACCAGCAAGUAGUGUAUUUGUUGUUUGUGCCAACUCUGGCUAGGUGAGCGAACUUUUUACCCGAUUCAUGCCAAAGGAUUAAUUCUCUGUUACUUUGGUGAGGAGCACUCAAUAAAAAGCGAGUAAGACGACCAACACCGGCAUUUUAAGUUCCAUUGACAAUAACAACAAAAGUGUGAAAAGUGCAAAAGCAAAAGCAAACACAAAAGAUUAAAUUUCCAUAACUGCACGUACGAAAUCAGCAAAAUACAACCGAUCAACGCUCGUUUUACUUUUGCUUCAACUUGAACACUUCAAUAUCUUUCCAGCUCACAUCAACAUUUUCGGACAAAAAGCUUCCACACAUGCAACGUCGUCGUUUAGGCUCUGUCGGCGACUCGGCGCCACCAUCCGAAUCCUCCGAGGGUACGAAUUCAUCCGAACAGAAUGAGCUGAUGAUCAACCCCGAUUGGUCGGCACACUCACACACCUCGUCGGUACAUACGCACACAAACACGCACACCACUGCAUCAUCGACGAACAACACGAAUACAGCAAAUAAUCACAACAGCACAUAUUUUGUGGGCUCCGAUGUGGACGCCGACACACUCAGCAUCGAUACAACGAGCAAUUCAAAUCUUUCCGAAUAUGAGCGCGGCCAGGUGGAGAGCUUUUUCGGCGGUUUGGGUACCGACAUUUUCGUCUGCUCAUCGCUGGCCAAUCUGUAUGAAGGCACUGGGAAAGAGGGUGAUUGGCGUCUCGUCUUCACCGGCAUACCGGUCGUUUUACAUGAUCGUGGCAGCGCGCGCUCCCGCGCCACAUCACGUGUCACCUUGGUGUUGGCCGAACGUGGCUCAUGUUUUGCACUCUGGUCAGAUCGCAUUGAUAAUUUGUCAAAUUAUCGUUUCGCCGGUCCAUCAUUUCACACGAUGUGCCUUUCAACGAACCAUCAACAACUGAUUGGCUUCAGUUUCGAUUCAACCGAUUCGGCUUGCGAACUCUAUCAUCACAUUGAGAAGCUGGUGAGUGAUCCGGAAAAUAUAGCGCUCUCACUGCCGGGCAAGAAGAAGAAGCUAAAGCAGAAGCGUGUCAAGCCAGCGCCAUUGCCGCCCAAAUCGCAAAUCUCACAACCAUGUCAAUUCCAGCAUGUAACAAGCGUUACAAAGGACGAUACGGAUCGGUACUAUAGCAUGCAAGCUUUCGCGCCGCAGUCGCUGAAGCACCGUUGAGCGUAGCUGGAACGUGAGAAGUGUAGUAGCCAUAAUCUUACAUACAUAAGAUAUGUAUGUAUGUAUGUAUGUAUAUAAGUAAAUUCAUAUAUUAGUGGCAUAAGCAGAUCGUAUGGCGGUCCGUCAAUUCGUGAACUUAGUCGUUAAGUAAAUUUUUAACAAUCCAACUUUUUAUUACUUAAUUGUAUGUGAAGGAAAUAGUAUGAUAGCGAGCAGCAUAUUCAAACUGUUUCGAAGUAGCCAAAAUCAGUAAGCCGACCUUUGUAUCUUUCUACGCGCCUGCUAACCGGACACUUUGUGUAAUAAAUAAAUAAAUCAAAUAAAUAAAUAUUAAAUAUUUACAUUUGUA